This is a messenger RNA of Ostreococcus tauri, 570 nucleotides long. Its product is annotated as unnamed product. The coding region runs from base 1 to 570 and encodes 189 amino acids. The transcript has a single exon. NCBI's taxonomy places the organism in Eukaryota, Viridiplantae, Chlorophyta, Mamiellophyceae, Mamiellales, Bathycoccaceae. The record is from RefSeq and is a predicted model, not a curated record.
AUGUCGCGCGUCGACGGCGCGGCGAGCGCGUGCGCCGCGCUCGUGGACGCGGGAGACGAGGAUGCGUUUCGACGAAGAGCGCGAGCGGUGCUGGGAGGGACGGCCGUGGGAGAGAAGGACGACGCGUGGGCGGUUCGAGCGCUCGAUGGGGGGCGGUGGGAGGGAAAGGAGACGACGGUGACGUCGGUAGGUGAGAGAAUGAGCGAGAAGACGAUAUCUCGGGCGCGGGAGGAGGCGUUUGAGAGAUUCCAGCAGAGCGCGGAGGCGGAGCGCGCGGCGGAGGCAGAAUCGGAAUCGGAAUCGGAAUCGGAGGAUGAGAGGGUAGACGAGACGGAGGAUGGCGAUGAAAUUGUGAAGAGCGGAGCGUUGGUCGAGGCGGAGACAGGAGAGAGUUUGAUUUCGAUCGAGGAAACGACGACGAUGACCGUCUCGAGCGAGCCGGCGUCGGCGUUGGAUCCGUUCGCGAGCUUCGGCAACAUUACCAUCGAUCCCGCGCCCGCGGUGGAGCCAGAAGUGGUGCCCACGACGUUUGAAGAGGACGCCGACGACGAGUUCGGGGAUUUCGUGUAG